This is a messenger RNA of Photinus pyralis (common eastern firefly), 1449 nucleotides long. Its product is annotated as phenoloxidase-activating factor 1-like. The record is from RefSeq and is a predicted model, not a curated record. NCBI's taxonomy places the organism in Eukaryota, Metazoa, Arthropoda, Insecta, Coleoptera, Lampyridae. The transcript has 5 exons. The coding region runs from base 116 to 1276 and encodes 386 amino acids. Gene Ontology annotation, biological process: proteolysis. Gene Ontology annotation, molecular function: serine-type endopeptidase activity.
CUUUUAUCAUUAUGUUUACAUUAAACACUGCGAAAGGUUAUGCUAAGAAACGUUUGUAGAUCGAUGCGAGUUGUGUUAGGUACUACACAAGUCUGCAGUCUGCUCAGUGUCGACGAUGAUUGUUUGGAUACUGUUACUGUUUUUUAAUUUAAACGCGGCAGAACUCAAUGAGGUUUGCGUUACACCCAACGGAGAGCAAGCAAAAUGUAUACCUAUCAAUUCCUGUCACGUAAUUAGGCAAGCGAUAGCGUACUUAAAUCCAGAAGCUAUCGAAUUCGCACAAGCAUCGCAAUGCGGUUAUGAAAAUGGACCUCUGGUUUGUUGUGGGUCAAGUGGGCGCAAAACCACUCCAUCACCGUCGUCAACAACGACCCCCAGCGCUCAAAGCGUACCACAACCGGAGGAAAAUUUUUCUCUUUCUCCUUUGGACGACCAACAACUACCGGACGGUACAUUGUGCGGAAUUCAAAUUAAACAACGCGAUAACAGAAUAGUCGGAGGAAAUAUAUCGGACAUCUACGAUUUUCCGUGGAUGGCAGCUUUAAAAUAUCGAAAACCCGAUGGAAGUGAUGCUGGAUUUCGAUGUGGGGGUACUUUAAUUUCUAGCAGAUUCGUUCUAACUGCUGCUCAAUGUUUGAAUAUUCGAGGAUACGAUCUGGCGGAAGUGCGUCUCGGUGAGUGGCAAAUAUCAUCUUCUGCAGACUGUGUCCCGGACACCGAAUCCGCAAUGGUGUGUGCUGAUCCAGUAAUCGACUUGAAAAUUGUCUCUCAAAUACCGCACCCGUUUUUCAGUCUGAGAAGUGGAAAUAAUGACAUUGCUCUUCUGAAGUUAGAGAAAAAAGUGAAGUUCACAGAUUUCAUUCGACCCAUAUGUUUACCGCCCCCAGAACUUCCAAUACCUAAAGAGGGCGCAAUGAUGGAUAUUGCCGGUUGGGGAAUUACAGAGAAUGGUAAACAAUCCGAUUACAAAUUGAAAGUUCAGGUGCCGGUUUUGGCCAACGAAAAAUGUAAGAAGAUUUAUACCGAUUAUACACAUAUUAACCCAAAUCAAGCGUGCGCUGGAGGCGAACUUGGAAGGGACGCUUGUGAUGGGGACUCGGGGGGGCCCUUAAUGACAAUAUUUGAAAAGAAGGAUCUCUUUGAUGAAGACCAAUGGUAUCAAGAAGGAAUAAUAUAUAGAGGGCUUGGUUGCGGUCGAAGAGGUGUACCUAGCUUGUAUACACGAAUAUCACGAUAUUCCAAAUGGAUAGUAAAUACAAUUCACUCCAAUAUGUGAUGACGUGUAAAUGUGUAAAUUACUGUGUGAUGAUAUUUCCUGUAGUUUAAUAAUAAGCUAUUCGUAUUGUGCCAUAUUCCACAAGUUGUGAUCAAAUAUGAACAAAAAAACCCACAUACUUGGUUGUAUUAAAAAAAAAGGAGGUACCUAGUAAAAUAUAUAAAGUAUGUUUA